Messenger RNA from Bombina bombina (fire-bellied toad), 3806 nucleotides. It is a transcript of the gene RBM15B, whose product is annotated as RNA binding motif protein 15B. NCBI's taxonomy places the organism in Eukaryota, Metazoa, Chordata, Amphibia, Anura, Bombinatoridae. The record is from RefSeq and is a predicted model, not a curated record. Gene Ontology annotation, cellular component: nucleus. The transcript has a single exon. Gene Ontology annotation, biological process: regulation of alternative mRNA splicing, via spliceosome. Gene Ontology annotation, molecular function: mRNA binding. The coding region runs from base 47 to 2212 and encodes 721 amino acids.
UUGUGUAAGAUGGCCGCUGCACGCUGAUCCCGCCCCGCCCGGAGCCAUGAAGCGCCAGAGCGAGCGCGGGGAGUCCAGCCCUGGCAGAGCCAAGAGAGCCCGUGAACGGCGUGAGGCGCGGCGGGAGCGGCCUAGUCAGUCCUCGUCCUCCUCUUCUUCCUCCCGCCGCCCCAGGCCGCUACUCCUGCCUUCCUCCCCCGAACCUCCGGGCCUGGAGUACAAGACGCUGCUGGUCAGUAAUCUGAGUUCGGCUCUGCCGGACGCUCUGCUAGAGGACGGGCUGUUCCGCCACUUCCAGCGCUUCGGGGAUAUUAGCGUGAAACUUUCCCACACCCCUGAGCUGGGCCGCGUGGCCUACAUCAACUUCCGCCGGCCCGCCGAAGCUCGCCAGGCCCGCCACGCUAAGCUGCGCCCACUGCUCUAUGACAGACCGCUGCGUAUAGAGCCAGUGUUCACCCAGCAACCGGCUCGUCGCCCCGAGACCACACCUCUGGCACUGAGCACGUUGCCCGGCUACCCAAGGUCUCCGUCCCCCAGGCAUGUUCUGCUACCACCCUCCAUCAGUUCUGGAGAUGGCUACUACAACUUAUUUGAGGAGAGGAGCCGGGGGACAACAUAUGGCACAAGUAGCAAGGAAGAGGAACAGUUGGCACCAGAGGACGACCACCGGGCAACUCGCAAUCUCUUCAUAGGCAACCUGGACCAUGCAGUCUCCGAAAUUGACUUGAGACGGGCAUUUGACAAGUAUGGACCCAUAGAGGAAGUAGUGAUGAAGCGACCAGCAAGGGGUCAAGGGGCAGCAUAUGCUUUUUUGAAAUUUCAGAACUUGGAUAUGGCACACAGAGCCAAAUUGGGCAUGAGUGGUAGGCUUCUGGGACGUAACGCCAUAAAAAUAGGCUAUGGAAAGCCAAACCCCAGCACCAGACUGUGGGUGGGUGGGUUGGGUCCCAGUACUUCAUUGGCAGCACUAGCACGAGAGUUUGACAGAUUUGGAAGUAUCCGUACAGUGGAUUAUGUUAAAGGAGACAGCUUUGCAUACAUACAGUAUGAGAGCUUGGAUGCAGCGCAGGCUGCCUGCACACAGAUGAGGGGCUUUCCUCUUGGGGACCGUAGGCUAAGGGUGGACUUUGCAAAAGUGACGCCAGAAGAAGCUGCUGCAGCUGCGUCACGCUAUGCUCCUUUGCAGACUACUCCAUACCCUCUGCCCCUACCCUAUGAGCUUCUGCAAUCUGAGGUGUAUGGCCGCCAUAGAGCAGCACUGGAACCGGACCUAAGGGUCAGAGAUAGGACACCCCCACACCUGUUGUACUCAGAUAGGGAGAAACCCUUUGUAGAAGCUGGGUGGCUAAAUUCUGAGAGACGGAGUGCUGGGCAGCGGGUGAGAAGCAGAAGUGGGGACCGUGGUGGGGGUGGAGGGAGCAGCUCUAAGACACGAGAGGAGAGGCGGAGAAGGCGUAGUUUGUCUGGGGAUAGGGGGAGAAGCAGAGCAGAAAGGAGCCCUGAUCGCCCUAGGAGGCAGUCCCCAGAUAGAGACCCUGGCACUCCACCUACGCCUCAACACAACCACCGAGCCCCAUCUCAGGAUAAACCCCGACCGCCUACCCCUGAUCCACCACAGCCCCGCAGGAAUCACCACCCCAGACCCCCAGAACCUCCCGCAGAUAGACAGUCCCCAGUAGGAGAGAAAGGAAGGACGCUGCCGCCUACCUGGUGUGGGCACCUGGUACUAAAGAACAGCUGCUUCCCCACAUACUUGCACUUCCUAGAGGGUGACCGUGAUAUACCAGCCGCCCUUCUCAGAGACCGCACUGUACCUGGUGGGGGGAACUUAUCACAGCUUAAGAUUGCUCAGAGGCUCAGACUAGACCAACCCAAGCUAGAGGAGGUAACCCGUCGGGUGAGGGCUGGUAACAGUGGGGGUUAUGCUGUGCUUCUUGCCGUCCAAGCACCACAGACUGAAGGAUUAUUACCAGGAGAACCUGGUCUACAGAAACGCUUGCUAAGGAACCUGGUAUCCUACCUAAAACAAAAGCAAGCGGCUGGUGUCAUCAGUUUGCCUGUGGGAGGGGGCACCAAAGGAAGAGACCCCAGUGGCAUGCUGUAUGCAUUCCCACCAUGUGACUUUCACCAAUUAUACCAGCAGCUUGCCCAGCGUACUGUGGGAAAGUUGGAAGAACACAUGAUUAUUGUGCUGGUGAAAGAUGGCGCUUAAUCUAGGUUUAACUGCGCCCAAUAAUGCCCUCAGACUGUCAUGCCCAUUUUGUCCUCUCUCUGUUAUGGUUUUCAUCUAUGGGGAGGGAUGGGUAACCCACUGUAUCCUGGAAAUGCCUAUAACAAGCUCUUCAGUGCAUUGAAGGCCUAUUCAGCAUGCAGUGGGUUAAAGGUAACAUAGCAACACUUAAUAUUUCUAAUGUCACUGGUAGUAAUUAUAGCCCUUAAAUAGUAAAGUCCUAUCCUGGCUUCUAGUAUCUGAGUUGAGUGACUGAUAUAUAAUUAGCUGAAUUUCCCCAAUAACUUUGCUGCCAGACAGAUGUGUUUUAUUAUUUUACCCUUAUUUCUGCUCCCUUUUGCAGAGACCCUAAUGUCAUUGUGUUUUUGGGUGGGUGAUGGUGGUGUUUGAAGAGGGGGUGUUGUUGUGUUUUUAGGUUUGGGUGCCUGUGUUGUUCUGGAGUCUUCAUUAGUGGAAGGGUCCCCAGAGUGCCUUAUGUCCAUGUGACUUUAAAGCUAUGUGCUGUCACUGUACGUUGUCAUUGUGUGUCCCCCUGGUGGCUGCAUAUGGAGGGGGCAGGGAUGUGCUUAGCAGAACCCUAGGGUCUGAUUAGUAGUGUGCAAGCUCCCUGUUUUUAACCAGAUGCAACCUCUAGGGAUCCACCCCAGCUCGUUAUUUCUACUUAAUUAAGUUUUAUUUGUGCUUUGAAUGAGGGGAUUGUUAUUACCACUCCCUGAAAGCUAGAAUGUUCUUGUAGGUAGUGAGACAGAGUACCUGCUUCCCUGUCUGUAGGCAACAAAGAGAUCCUAAUGUGACAUUGGCAAUGUUUAUAUUUGAAUUGUAUACUAGCGGAGUAAGGUUGACUUUAGGGCAAUAUUUGCAUAUAGAUACAUUGUAGGUUUCAUACAAAUAUCUGACUUCCUGGCCUGUGUAGUCACUUGGAGCUGUUGCCUGAUGGUUCCUUUCCUAUUAGAAUGGUUAAUUCAUUAAGUGGACAUUGUACUCAUUUUUCCCUUUUUGUAAAAUACAUUUCAGAAUGUAUUAAUGUUUUGAAGUAUUUAGGCCUCUUUCUUAUAAAUUAACCUCUUAAGGACAUGACAGAAUUUUUCAGUCAUAAAACAAUUGAGCAAACUGAAAGCUGUGUCCUUAAAGGGUUAACGCACAUAGCUGUGUAAAGUCUCUCCCAACCAAUAAACUACAAAUAUAUAUAUAUAUAUUUUUUUUUUUCUUCCAAGUUUCAAUUGAAACCCAGCUUUGUCUCACUUUCAUGCAAGAAUAUUUUCCAGCAUUUUUAAUUGCAAAUCUUUUAUAAAUGUGCUAAUUUGAGUACAAUGUUCAUUUAACCAGUUGACCAUCACAAAAGUUAAGCAAUGCCUGCAGCUGUAUUGUCCUAUGGGUCCCUCUGCUAUGUAGAAAAUACAAUUUCACAUCAGGAUCCCUUUACCACUCCCAGAAGGGUCAUGCUGUAUUUGAAACUGCUUAUAUCCUUUUGUAUGCAGGCAUGUAUAAUGCUCAAACUCUACCUGUUGGUCACACAUCUAUAUAGAAAUGUAAUAGUUAUUCAGAAAAGCAGAUCUAUAAAGUGCAUACCCUUUCA